AUAAUUUCAGUUCAGCAAAAUUAAGGUGAAGAGAACAGAACCUUAGUCUUACCAUUAAAUCAUUUCGCCAUGAGGAUUCCUUGUGAGGAAAACCAACUUCCUCACCAGUAACCACCGUGAAGCCCUCGAGGAAAAUUUUCCACAUUCAUUUUCCUCAAUGAGCAAAUUUCCAAAAACUUUGUAAAAAAAAAAAAAAAAAAGUUAAAGAGAUUGCGGUACGUCGUACGUGUGCCCAGCAUCCAAACACGUCGUAUACAGUAUAUGAGUAUACACAGUGAAUUCUCAACGUUCACAAAUUACUCACUCAAAAACCCAGAACUUCAACUUCCAAUCCUAACAACCACCAUGAAAGCUCGAUUAACCUCUUCAUCAUCAUCUUCAUUCUCACUAACUCCAUUAUCACCAUUACUACUCAAUUCAACCUCUGAUUUCGAUUUCAACACAUCUUUCUCUCUCCUAAAUGCCGUCCUCAUUUCCCCCAAAACCCGAAAAUCCGCCAUUAACAACAAUGUCUGUCUCCCCCAAUUCCUCUCAACCUCCAUUUCUAUGGAACUCAAGCUCCAAAACCCAUCACCCAAUUCUGAAAUUCCGCAAAAACCCACCUCAAAUUCUGCCUUAAAAGACCUUUCUAUCUUCGAACGCGCGUCUAUCGGAGCGGGUGCCGGAGGAUCUGCCGGAGCUUUUACGUAUGUUUGCCUUUACCCGCUUGAAACUGUGAAGACGAAGCUUCAGACAAAAGGGGCUAGUCAAAUUUACGCUAAUACCCUCGACGCCAUUGUUAAGACCUUCCAAUCAAAAGGUAUUCUAGGGUUUUAUAGUGGGGUUUCAGCUGCAUUAGUUGGUUCUACUUUUUCUUCUGCUGUUUAUUUUGCUACUUGUGAAUUUGGGAAGUCAUUUUUGUCUAAAUUUGAUAGUUUUCCUCCUGUGUUGAUUCCUCCUACUGCUGGUUUAAUGGGGAAUGUUGUGUCUUCUGCUAUAAUGGUGCCUAAGGAAUUGAUUACGCAACGAAUGCAGGCGGGUGCGAAGGGCCGGUCUUGGGAGGUUGUUGUUAGAAUUUUGGAGAAGGAUGGGAUUUUGGGGUUAUAUGCUGGUUAUUCAGCUACAUUGCUGAGGAAUUUGCCUUCUGGGGUUUUGAGUUAUGCCUCGUUCGAGUGGCUUAAAGCCGCGGUUUUGAGGAAGUCGGAGAAGGGGAAGAUGACACCAUUGGAGAGUGUUUGUUGUGGGGCAUUGGCCGGGGUGAUUUCGGCCACGUUGACAACUCCAUUGGAUGUUGUUAAGACUAGGUUGAUGACUCAAGUUCAUGGGGAGGCUGUGACUAAGGUUGCUGCUGCUACACUUGGUGGGGUUAGUGCCACUGUUAAGCAGAUUAUGAUGGAUGAAGGUUGGAUUGGUUUUACUAGGGGUAUGGGACCAAGAAUUGUUCAUAGUGCUUGUUUUUCUGCAAUUGGCUAUUUUGCAUUCGAGACUGCGAGGCUUGCGAUCAUGGAACAGUAUCUUAAGCAUAAAGAUCAGCAGGCUAAGGAGAUGAUGGCUGCAGCUUCUUCAUAACGCGGAGGGUUCUGGAUUAAGAUGACUGUUUGGUGAUUAUGGUGAAUGGUGAUUCUCUUCCUGCCAUUUUUGUAUGUAGGAGAAUUUAAAAUUGAGUUUGUUUUUGUUUGAGUUGAAAUCUUUUCGCAAUUUUGUUACUUAGAUUAGCUGCUAUCUGUAGUUUAAUACAGUUGUAAGCAAACAACAUUAAAGGGGAAUAAAUAAUAAUAAGUUGAGGUGAAAUUAUUUGGUCAAGGAUGAAGUGAUGAAUGUAAAUUUAAUUUCAUGCUGGUUUGCAUAUUGAUAUAUAUUACAAAGAAGUUUGUUAUGGUUUACAUAUUCUUGUUAUUUACAAAGGCACCACCGGCGCUGAAGUACUAUUGGCUCAAUUCAUAAAUUGACAAUCCCCUGCCUCCCCAAAGUAAUAGAAAUGAACAGAAAAUUGAAUUAACCUAACAACUUAGCUUAGCAAUAUUGACAUCAAGUUUUGAUGAUCAGGGAUAGCCUUUCCUGUAUGAGUUUACAGCAGCAUAUGGAGAAGCACUCCUUGCACAAUUUGCAUGACAUGGCCUAAGUCUUUUAUACCUUUCACACACCAGGUAAUAUGCGCCAGAGCAGCUAACACGAGCAUGCUUCUUCAUAACGCGGAGGGUUCUUGAUUAAGAUGACUGUUUGGUGAUUAUGGUGAAUGGUGAUUCUCUUCCUGCCAUUUUUGUAUGUAGGAGAAUUUAAAAUUGAGUUUGUUUUUGUUUGAGUUGAAAUCUUUUCGCAAUUUUGUUACUUAGAUUAGCUGCUAUCUGUAGUUUAAUACAGUUGUAAGCAAACAACAUUAAAGGGGAAUAAAUAAUAAUAAGUUGAGGUGAAAUUAUUUGGUCAAGGAUGAAGUGAUGAAUGUAAAUUUAAUUUCAUGCUGGUUUGCAUAUUGAUAUAUAUUACAAAGAAGUUUGUUAUGGUUUA
Molecule: messenger RNA, 2484 nt
Organism: Chenopodium quinoa (quinoa)
Lineage: Eukaryota; Viridiplantae; Streptophyta; Magnoliopsida; Caryophyllales; Amaranthaceae
Product: protein MITOFERRINLIKE 1, chloroplastic-like
Exons: 2
Coding region: 262-1548 (428 amino acids)
Cellular component (GO): mitochondrial inner membrane
Molecular function (GO): S-adenosyl-L-methionine transmembrane transporter activity
Source: RefSeq, a predicted model, not a curated record